Gigantopelta aegis is the source of this 1277-nucleotide messenger RNA. RefSeq lists its product as uncharacterized. The record is from RefSeq and is a predicted model, not a curated record. Bases 29 to 694 code for a protein of 221 amino acids. Lineage: Eukaryota; Metazoa; Mollusca; Gastropoda; Neomphalida; Peltospiridae. The transcript is spliced from 5 exons.
AUUUCUGUCUGGACAAAAUCCGUUGAAGAUGGGUUUGGCGCUAGCAGCACUGGUCCUGUUUUCAACCGUGUCUAUCGGUCUUUGUGAGAAUUAUGCGAACACUAAAAUCGACUGCAUAGAAAAUACACGCAUUGGGGUUCCAUCAAAAUUAAUGUGUGGAGUAUCUGGAAAGAUCAGAGAUGAACUUCAAUGGGUGUCGCCACACGGUGAUGUGAUUAUUUGUGAGCGUGACAAAGCGUGUAAGGGCAUAGACCGUAAGCCGAGGAAACGGUACGUAAGUUGGAUGAGGUCGAACAGCGAUUACGUUCUGUUAAUAUUGUACUACGAGAAAUAUUACGAAGGAGUUUGGCAGUGCAGGGAUGGAUUCACUGGUAAAGCAUCUAGCUGCAUGAAGAAAACAGUGGGAGGAUAUAAUGACCCUAGUGCAGAGCGCAUGUCUGCUGGCUUGAGUGGAGUGGCUGUAGCCGGAAUCUGCAUUGGUCUGUUACUGGCACUGGCCCUUCCGUUGGCGGUGGUCGUUUACAAGAGGAAAAAAAAAAAUAACAACAGAGAAGCUGACCAGAAUGCAGGAGAUAUUGAACUUGAAGAUGAAGUAGUAAAUAAUGAUGGAAUAGAUCAGUUAGUAAAUAAUGCUGGCCUAGACCUAGCAGUAAAUAAUGAUGGCCUAGACCAAUCGGAGAACGCUGUAGUAUAACGCAGCAAAGAAUAAAUUUCUAAACCAAUCUGAGCAUGCUGUACUAUAACGAAGCAAAUAAUUAAUUCCUGGACCAAUCGGAGAACGCUGUACUAUAAUGCAGCAAAUAAUAAAUUCCUGGACCAAUCGGAGAAUCUGUACUAUAACGCAGUGAGAGCUUAGCCAUACUUUGAACAACUGAACAAUUAUACAUAAUCAUAUAAAUUAUGGGGGUUGGGGGGGGGGGGGGGGGGUGGGUUUUAUUUUGUUGUUUUUUCGGGGAUGUGGGAGGGUGGGUGUUCUUAUAUUUAUAAAAACUCAUGGCGAGCUUAGCCAUUCGUUGAACAAGUGAAUGAUUUAAAAUUAUUAUGCUUUUUGUUUUAUAUUUUUCAAACCCAGAGUGAAAUUAGCCAUUCUUUGAACAGCUGACCCUGGUGCAGGUGGCAUUGCAUUAAUUUUCAAGUUUGUACAAUAAAACACAAUCAUAUGUAACAUGCCAUAGUAUCCACCUCCAUAAAGGAUCACUUUUAAUGUACAGCAAUUGUGCCUUCUGUCAAUUGUAAUGCAUUUGCAAUAUAAAUUCAUAAAAAUAAUAAUAAUAAAA